GAUAUUGAGGGUUGGUACUUUGGAGUAUCUGCUGGAGAGUGAGGACCAGAGUCGCUCGUAUCAGAGUCCUCUGUUCAGAAACAAACACCCAAUAUCCCCAAAUCAAAUAAAAUCCACAUACAGCUUUGACAUUGUUGAUUCAGUAUGAACAAACAAAUACAACUACUUUUCAAACCCAAGUGAAGAAGAGGAAGAGGAAUGGAAGAAGAGAGAAUUGGGGUAGUGUUGGCAAAGGCAGUAGAGCUUAGAUUAAAGAUCGGGAAUUGCAUCCACGAAGCCACCACUCCAUCUAAACAGAAAACCCAACAAGGACAAGAUGCGGAAGAAGAAGAGGAGGAGAGCAUUUAUGUAAAUGGAGACAAAUACCUCUUUCAAAACCAUGAAACAGAAGAUGACGAUCAAGAAGCAGAGAGGCUUUUGAGUAUUCGAGACGCUCUUGAGUCCCUCGAGAGCCAGCUCUCCAGUUUGCAGGCCUUGCAACAUCAACAGCAUUAUGAAAGAGAAGUUGCCUUUUCUGAGAUCGAGAAUAGCCGCAUGACAUUAUUGGAUAAGCUCAAGGAAUACAAAGGGGAAGGCUUGGAAGUGAUACGGGAGGCUUUAGAAUUUGCUGGUGAAACUGUGAAGCAUGACAAUGAUCUACUGCUUCCUCCCUACCCAAGUCGCCCUCCACAUUCCCUUAUUACAGAUAAUGGCAAUCUAUCCCACUUAGCUUUUUCGCAGAAGUCUUUACAGAAUGGAAUAAUCACCAAUGACCCACUAAAUGAACUAAAGGAGAAUGGAAAGGAGCCAGUCCUGGAGAGAAGAGAGCAGUCAGGUAAAGGCUUGGUGCAUUUGAUCAGUGCAGCUACCAAGACUGUACUUACUCUUGUGGGUGUGCUAUCCGUGCUGAGCUUGUCUGGUUUUGGGCCUAAUUUUGGUAAAAGAAGCAUACAUUUUAAGGUUUUAGGCUUCUUUCAACGCCGAGGAACUGAAGAGAACAGAGACAUCCAAUGUCCACCUGGGAAAGUCUUGUCAAUGGAAGAUGGGGAAGCUCGAUGUGUCGUACGAGAAAGGAUUGCAGUUCCUUUGGAGUCGAUGGUUGGGAAGCCAGAUGUAAAUUAUGGGUGCGGAUAGAUUUGUUUACCUUCUUAUUUUUUUGUGUAGGAUUGUGUCGUCUGUUUUAAUAGUGUUUGAGGUUUUUUCAUAACUUAAUAAAAUUAGUUUUCUAUACACAUAACCUUUAAUUUGUUUGGCUGCACUGCUUGGGAUUAAUAAUGAUUGCAAAUCAAGUCAUUGAUACGAA
Molecule: messenger RNA, 1282 nt
Organism: Tripterygium wilfordii
Lineage: Eukaryota; Viridiplantae; Streptophyta; Magnoliopsida; Celastrales; Celastraceae
Product: plastid division protein PDV2-like
Exons: 2
Coding region: 199-1113 (304 amino acids)
Biological process (GO): chloroplast fission
Source: RefSeq, a predicted model, not a curated record